GAGAAUGAUGAGAGGGAUAACACAUCUAGACGGAGAACUGAGAGAAGUACUGCGUGAGACGCUGGGAAUACCCAGAGCGAACAAGAAGGCCGGAUCCUAGACUGGUUGCAUGGAUGGAGUUACAUCCCCAAACAAAAGGCAGUCCUCGUGCAGGUAGACACGAACAGAUGUAAAGGCACUUGACGUACACUACAUAGCAUGUUAUGAGGGUUAAUUAAACAUUAUAUCGAAAAUGCAAAUGAAUGCCAGAGUUUUUACCUAUUUAGAAGACCCGAGGACACCCAUACCAGGUCUACCACACAAAACCUGGUUGUCACAGCGACGUCAAACAGAAAGAGAACACCUGCACUGAUCCUGUUAUAUUAGACACAUGGACACUACUACUGCAAAUAACUGUUGACUGAAGUCUUAUCUGCAUCAUCCUUUAUAAGUACACCGCAAAUAACAGCCUUACCUGAAAAUUAUUUCAUCACUGGAUACUUUGCCACAAGGAACAUUUCACACCAAAGCAAAACAAAAAAAGAAAGGUGAGGUACAGGUAAGUGCUGCAUCUAUUUUUUCAUUGGGAUUCAAUUCAGACCUCAGUGUAUAUUUUUCAUUGUUCAUACAGUUGUUUGUUAUAUUAUAAAUGCCUACUGAGUAUGGGUUGAUUCUUUUUUUGCCACAUUAAAAUGCUAAUUUUAACAUAACAUUUUAUAUAAAUUUAUAUAAAAAUAUAAAGUAAUUUAAAAGUGUUAUGGUAUUAUUUUCCUUUAUUUACUUGUUUAUUCCAGCAAAUUAUAUUACUUGUGAUAAAUUAUUAUUUGUGAUAUUUUAAUAUCUGAGAACUGAAGCACAACAUUUCAGGUUUUGUGAAAUAAGGUGUUUGCAAAAAAAGAUUUAAGUCCUGUUGUAGUCUUGUUCUGGGGUUGCACAGUUGAAAAACAAUUGCUCUAACAAGGAUACAAUUGCCUUACAAUUGGCCUCCAUAUGUGAAACAUUAAAAUAACUACCAUUUCCUGACAACUUCACUGUCAAGCAUAAUUAUUCUGGUUCUGAGGAGAAAAUGCGUCCAAAGAAUGUCCUGGUCAAGUUGCUUUUUAGUCAUAAUUCAAAGACAUGUGUGUAAGUCAAGCCUCGCCCCCUCCACAAAAAGAAAGAAAAACACCUAUGGUCAUGCAGGAUAGAUGCUGCUGGAGCAAAUCACCAGAGAUCAGGCAUUUGGUUAAAUAGAAGUGGGAAUGAGUUGUGCAAAUUUUACCAGGAGAAUGAUACCAACUGCAGACUCAAAUUUGCAUCAAAAUGGCUUGAGAACAAAAAGCUGAAUGUUCAGCAAAGGGCCAGUCAAAACCCUGAUCUCAGUCCAACUGAUGAUCUGUGACAGAUUUCGAAAAUUGCAGUGUGUCAGUGUUAUCUGACUAACUAGAACAACCUGUGGAGCAAAUCUGCAUAGACGAAUAAGCCAAAAUCAAACCUGAACAGUGUGUGCUGCAGACUGGUCCAAAAUAUCAUAAUUGUUAAUAAUAUAAUUGUUUUUAUUUGUUUAAAUUAAAUUCAUUUUUGCGUAAAUGCUGCAGUAGUAAUAGGCAUAACCAUCAGUAUUUUAUAUUUUUAAUAGUUUCGGAUUAAAACAUCAAAGAGAUAUGUUUAUAAUGUACCGUAUUGUUUUUUUUUUGUUUGCUCUGAUUCAUUCCCUCGAUGAGGUAAGUCAAGAGUGCAGUGCUAGUGUUGGCCUGUCCGGUAUGUGCACACAGCUUGGAUCCAGACUACACACAUACGCAAGCACUAACGCAAAUGUACAAACACUCAUAGGUGGCUCAUAUACCAGCACACUUAGUUGGCCCCUGGCCUCCCCUUGCCCCUUGCCAGAACCCCAAUAGCUAACAUGUCCCCCUAAAUCAUAUCCCUUCCCACAUACACACAAUUUCUCUCAUGCACACCAAAACACAUUUAGUCUCGACUUUAAUAUGAGAUACCCAAUCACUCUUAAACCCUGAUCCCAAACCCCUCUAAACACAACUUUCCCUCUAAACGUAUUUUAUUUUGAUGUUUUUACGUGCAAAGGGACUCCUGACACAUUAACCUCUCCAGGGCAUGUCUAACCCUUCUCCAUUUCCAAGGGAAACUACACCGUCUGCAAAUACACCGUUACCCAAUCAUCCCUGAAACUAAAGCUAAACUCGAGGUUACAGGACGACACUUAACAUUGUGGUUUACAGAUUCUGCCGCUUGUGACUGCUAUGGAGCUUUAACAGAAAUAGGAUAUAUAGCCUAUAUAUAAAAUUUUUACUUAGGUACUUUUAUUUUAUUUUGUUUUUUUUUAUUUUAUUGCACAUAUACUGGAAUAAUCCCUGAACAUGAGUUGAUUUUAAAUUAUUCUCAUGUAACUCAGAUGUAGAUUAUUGUCUAUUCUGACAAUUUGAUGUCAAAUUUAAUUAUCAUUAUUUGUUGUGUGAAAUAUUAUAAUGUUCUCAUCUCAGGGUUCAAUUGAAUUCAAUUUUAUCUUCUCAUGUUUUAUUGCAUUAACUAUCGAUGCAUACAUUUCCCCCAACUUGUCCCUCGGCAUGUUAAUGUUUCUUCUUUCUUGUUUAUUUGACUUUUCUCUCAUCUUGCUUCUUUCUGCCUCUCCAUUUUGCAGGAUGCCAGAGAAAGUGUGCAAGUUUCAAGGUCAGUGUUAUCAUAAACUGAAGAGAUCAUGUCUGAGGCGAGGGGCUUUGUUCCAAGAUCCAUUCUUUCCUCCUUUAGCCGAGUCACUGUUCUACAAAAGGAGGCCCCCUGCAGGACUGACGUGGAAGAGACCUAGGGAACUGUGUAAAGAUCCACGGCUAUUUGUGGAUGGAAUCAGCACAAGGGAUCUGCACCAGGGCAGUCUGGGUAACUGCUGGAUGGUGGCAGCCACAUCAUGUUUGGCAGCAGAAUCCUCACUCUGGAAGAAGGUGAUCCCAGACCACGCUGAACAGGAGUGGCACCCAAAGCGCCCGGAUCUGUAUGCUGGAAUUUUUCACUUCCGUUUCUGGCGAUUGGGCCAGUGGACAGAUGUCGUGGUGGAUGACCGAUUACCGGUCAGUGAAGAUGGAACGCUGCUCUUCUGCCGUUCUGCAACGCCGGAAUUCUGGAGUGCUUUGUUGGAGAAAGCUUAUGCCAAGCUAAAUGGGUGUUACGAGGCUUUAGAGGGAGGUAAUACAGCCGAAGCCCUAGUCGAUUUUACUGGUGGUGUCUCUGAACCAUUGAGUUUGAACCAGGAGGAGCUGAUCCAGCAUGUUGACCAGAGAAAAAUGCUGUUCCAGACACUAGCACAUGCACACAACCAUAAAGCUCUCAUCACCUGUUCCAUUCGGCCAGCAGAAGGAGAGCAGGUGGAGUCAGUUCUGGACUGCGGACUGAUAAAGGGUCAUGCAUACGGUGUGACUGCAUUCAAAAAACUUCGCAUGUCAGAGACUCGAUUGCAUAUGGUCCGGAUGAGGAACCCUUGGGGCACAGCAGACUGGACAGGAGCGUGGAGUCUGGGGUCUCCUCAGUGGCAGCAGCUUAACCGCAAAGAACGGGACAAGAUGGGCCUUAUUGUCCGAGAUGUUGGAGAGUUUUGGAUGGAGUUUGAGGACUUCUGCCAUUACUUCACAGACAUGGUGGUUUGCAGGUUGCCGGAAAAAUCCCUCCUUUGGCCACAGACCCAAUGGAGGGAGGUGUGCUGUCAGGGUGCCUGGACCUAUGCAUCUGGUAUCCAGCCUCCUCUCUCAUCUUCUUGUCAUCUCAACAUCAAGAACGAGAGGCCUUCAACCAGGCUCCAGUGGUCCAAACAGAGGCCAGCUCAAAGACGAGACAAAAAAGAACAAAGACUGAGUGAAAGGCAGAAAGAGGGUCAAAUCCAAGGACAAAAACAGAAAAAGAAAGAAGAAGUAAAAACGAAGCAAACUAAGGGGAGAAGGGAGCAUGUGAAAAAACAGGCAGAAUGCUCCGAGAUGAGACGGGAGAGGCAAAUAGACCAAAGAAGUCGGUGUGGAGGAUGUAUCAAUCACAGAGACACAUUUCUAUACAACCCACAGUUCCUUUUUGAACUGGCUGGAGAUGGGGCAGAGGUGCUGAUAUGUUUGCAACAGGAGGACAGGAGGAUGAAAAGGAGAGAAGGAAGUGGGGAGAACUUACCAAUCGGCUUUGAGGUUCUAAGGGUGGAGGUGAAUCGUGUUUGUCGUGUACAGUGUUUAUGUGAGCAGGCUGCUAGCUCUGUGUAUAUGGACUCCCGGAGCGUUACUCUUCGAGUGACUCUUGGCCCCGGACGCUACGUCAUCCUCCCCACUACUUUCCAGCCUGGUGCCACUGGUCGCUUCCUACUGCGUUUUUUCUCACACUCACAUGUGCGCCUCAGGGAGUUGAAGGAAGACCUACCUGCUCCUUCAUUGUGGCAGUGUUGUAUUCCUGAGCCAAGCGCUGUAACUACAGUCCAUCUGCUCAAAGCCUCUGGACUUAGCCAUCCCAAACAAAAAGCUCCUGAUGUGUAUGCUGUCAUCCGUUGCGAGGAAAGCUCUGUGAGGACUAAAAUUUUCAAAAAAGAUGGAAGUCCUGAAUUCAACACCAAGGCCAUAUUUUACAGCAGGAACCCAAAGUCCAAAAUAUCUAUUGAGCUGUGGAAAAGAGGUUUGCUGUGGGACACGUUCCUGGGAGGAGCACGAAUUCAGACAGGAGGACAGGAACGCUAUCAAAACAGAGUGAUUGACUUGCAGGGCGGCCAAUCACGCGGCUGUGUUUUUAUAGAGACUUCCUCCAGCCAGUGUCUGACAGACCUGUGACCUAGUCACGGGAAUGACUUAUGAUAUAUCGUCAAAGGACUCACAUUUCUGCCAUACUUCAACGUAGAAAUCUUCUGGAGCAAUCUGGGGUCAUGUGCUUUGCUCAAGGACAAGGUGAUGGAUGAAAUUCAUUGUAUCUGCUGGACAGAUCGUGAAAAAAACUUAAGGCCUCGGAUUAUAAUUACUAAAUAUGACUGCAGUAUAAAUUAAAUCUGCUAUUCACGUUGAUGCUCUUCGUCAGUGUUAAUGGUUGUUACUGAUAUCUCAGGAUGUCUUUUAAAGCUAAAUUUUAACUUAACUUAAAACAUGUUUACCUAAAAUAAACAUGUAAACUGCCAAAAAAAAAUGUCUUUUCUAUCUGUAGUUCUUGAACACAUUGUUACGUGUUUGUGUUGUUCGUACUCACUACUUGCUGUGCUAUCAUUGUGUAUGGUAUUUGUUUUGAUGUUUGUUACUUGCCACCGUGUUUAGUUCGUUCCAUUUUCCCAUACACUGUAAAACAUCACGCGUUAUGUGUUAUGACGCCGGGGAGAAGUAGACAGGUAAGGAUGUCACGUGACAUACACUACAACACGUAGGAAUCUGCCUUGUAUAGUACAUUACGUUAGGGCCGCGUGCCACCCCAAUGACUCUUGUUUUGGCUGAGCGAGUGUAGUUUAGUUAGGGCGUCUCGGACGCUGAAGACAUUUACUUUCCAUAUAUUUCUAUUUCUAGAUAGCUUAGGGGAAAUUAAGUAGCUGGAGGCUGUUUUUGAUUUAUUUUCUUUGAUUUAGCUCCGCCCUCGUCCUUUCUUCCCGUUCCCUCCGUCUCGUGUAUUGUUCAUGUAAAUACUGUAAAUAGUGCACAUGUAUAUACGUUUUCCUUUUUGUUUCGUCACCUCUAAACUUUCAGUAUUUAAUAAUCACAAACAAAAAUUAAAGCAUUC
Puntigrus tetrazona (Sumatra barb) is the source of this 5688-nucleotide messenger RNA. RefSeq names its product calpain-5-like. Gene Ontology annotation, cellular component: cytoplasm. Gene Ontology annotation, biological process: proteolysis. Gene Ontology annotation, molecular function: calcium-dependent cysteine-type endopeptidase activity. NCBI's taxonomy places the organism in Eukaryota, Metazoa, Chordata, Actinopteri, Cypriniformes, Cyprinidae. The record is from RefSeq and is a predicted model, not a curated record.